Molecule: messenger RNA, 1143 nt
Organism: Manduca sexta (tobacco hornworm)
Lineage: Eukaryota; Metazoa; Arthropoda; Insecta; Lepidoptera; Sphingidae
Exons: 1
Coding region: 12-785 (257 amino acids)
Source: RefSeq, a predicted model, not a curated record
UACCCAAAAUAAUGGACGAUGACUACGAGAUAUUCCUAGAGAAUCUCGACAACAACAAAUACCUAGAUCAAACCAUUUUAAUAUUAUUAAGCGAUCAUGGUAUACGUUGGGGAGACAUACGAUUCACAAAGCAAGGUCGGCUGGAAGAACGAUUGCCUUUAUUUCACAUUUUGUUACCACCAUCAUUCCGCGAAACGUAUAGCCUAGCAUAUAAUAAUAUGAAAACUAACAGGCGCCGGUUGACAACACCAUUCGACGUGCAUGCAACACUUCUGGAUCUCAUCAACCUUAACGAAUUAGACAACGAAAGAAUCAAACGAAGAAGCAAUGAAUACUAUGCCUCCGAUAGAAGCAUAAGUUUAUUCUUGCCAAUACCUACCAACCGCACUUGUAAGACAGCUGAGAUCGCCGACCAUUGGUGUACUUGUCAUAAAUCCCACCGAGUACCGACGGAUAGCAUUGAGGGUCAGGAAGCGGCUCUACAUCUAGAGCAACAUUUGAAUAAGCUAUUACAUGAUUAUCCGCAAUGUGCACAACUCCAAGUGACUGAGAUUAUAGAAAUGAUUCAGAUGGAUGCAGGCACACCAGAUCAAGGUGAGGUUGGAUGGGAAGAGUUCAUGGUUGUGGUACGCACACAGCCUGGCGGCGCUGUAUUCGAAGCAACACUACGACAUGAUUAUGACGAGUGGGUGCUAGCAGGCACAGUCAGUCGACUCAACUUGUAUGGCGAGCAGAGUCGCUGCGUCCAUCACUAUCAGCUUAAAUUGUAUUGUUAUUGUCAAUAGCCACUAAUGUAACGCAAUAAAAACAGCUGUGAUAUUAUAAAAGAGAUGCUAUGAUAAGGAAAAUUUAUGUAAUGGUAAUAUGUGAAUAGGAAACAAAGACGGAGGUUAACCUAAGAUAAUACUGAGUAAAUUUGGUUUUGCGUUAUGUAACAGGCGAUGUGUUGCUCAAGUUUACCACGGCCUAAUUUUAUUUUUGAUGAUUUAGAAGAAGUAAGUGCAUUUAUGAAAAUGUAUACGCAGUACGGGUUUUAAUGUAAAUGACAAACUAGAAACUUUAUUCCUUUUAGAUUAUUAUUAAUAUCUCAAUAUGAACAUCGAUAGGUUCCCCACAUCACCUGGAACAAAAAAAGUAGCUUGA